This is a messenger RNA of Colletotrichum destructivum, 1911 nucleotides long. RefSeq names its product Putative heterokaryon incompatibility. NCBI's taxonomy places the organism in Eukaryota, Fungi, Ascomycota, Sordariomycetes, Glomerellales, Glomerellaceae. The transcript is spliced from 2 exons. Bases 56 to 1852 code for a protein of 598 amino acids. The record is from RefSeq and is a predicted model, not a curated record.
CCCGUUUUGGUUCUUCGACCGAUUUGGGGUGAGCAGCCAGCACAUAAAGAACGCAAUGGACGAAACGCAGAAACCUAGACGGGGCUAUCUGACUUAUUCGAAGCUCGAACCCGAGCAUAUUCGCCUUUUAGAAUUGCAACCUGCAACCAAAAGAUUCGACCCUAUCCGGUGCAGUCUACGAACAGUUCCGCUUGGCCAAGCCUCGGAUUAUGAAGCGAUUUCCUACGUCUGGGGAGAUAAGAGCCUUGCAAAAAUAGUAGAGGUGGAUGGCGCCGACGUACAAGCCACCAGCAACCUAUUCGACGUCCUCCUCAACAUACGGCGGCAAGAUUCAGUCCGUACUGUCUGGAUCGAUGCACUAUGCAUCAACCAAGAAGACCUCGGUGAGCGCUGCCACCAGGUCAGCAUCAUGGGGCACAUCUACCGAGAAGCUUCCGGUGUUUUGAUUUACCUCGGAAACGAAUGGGACGGUCUGGGAAUCGCUUGCGAAUACCUCGAGCUCGCCGCGCAGCGAGAGGACGCUCACUUCGCCCCGUCACUUCAACCGCAUUUAGAGGUUCGUGGUCAAAACAUCUCAACGCCCUAUCUGAGAGACAAUCUCUUCAGGCUCUUCUCGUCGGCGUGGUUCUCUCGAGUGUGGACAGUACAGGAGUUCGUCCUCGCCCGAAAGACUACCUUUUUCUGUGGAGCGACUAUUGUCGAUGGUAAGCGGCUGGAACAAGGCAUCGUCAACAUUCGGCAGCACGCACAAAAUAGAUGCUGCGGGCCGCAUUCGAUUCUUGCGUGUGGCGAGACGUUCCUUAACGUGAUGGCUCAGAUGGAAGCGCUCAACGCCAUGAGGACUUUCCCCAAAGCGGCGAGCUUUUUGGAAACGCUGCAUCAUUGCCGUCAGCGGCGGUGCACAAACCCCCGAGACAAGAUCUACGGCAUGCUGGGCAUGGAGUUCAGAGGACAGGCAAGUCGCCUCCAGCCGAACUACGACAUCUCGGUCGAGCAGCUCUUCGUUGAUGUUGCCCGGGAGCAGGUGGAGCAGACGCGGACCCUGGAAGUACUCAGCUGCGUCGUCCCGGGGAAGAGGAGGACGUCCCUGGGCAUCCCUUCGUACGUGCCUGACUGGACGCUCAUGACGAAGAACAUCCUCACCCACCACCUAUCCAUCGACCACCUAAUGACGCUGCCGCACUACAACGCGUCUGGUGGCUUUCCGGCAGAGUUCCAAAUUGGACCUGGUGACCGGGCGCUUACAAAAGGCAUCGCGAUCGACCGGAUCGAGGCUCUCGGCCCUGCGUGUUUCUUCUCGGACCUGGCAAGUUGCGGCCAAGCAAAAGACUACGUGAAUAAGGCCCGUCGAUUGGCGGGCUUGCCUGGCCGCCCGCCCGAAUCGUCGGAAGCGGCCAGUUCCCGAGAACUCGGGUUCUGGAGGACUCUAUGUGGAAACCUAGCUGUUCACGUUGGAGAGGAAUCCCGCGAUUGGAGAGCUGCAGACCCCGCGGUUGACUAUGAAUCCUACCUACAAUGGAGCGACAUCGUUAACAGAGUGCCAUCCGCGGACCCCCAACUCGAUGACAGACCUGCAUUUGAAGACGCAUUGGUAGCAACGCUCUCAGCUCGAAGGUUCAUGCGGACCAGGGAAGGGCACUUUGGCAUGGUGGCCCCGGAUUCUCGGCGUGGUGAUGUGGUCAUGAUACUUGCCGGCGGCAGGGUGCCGUACGUGCUCCACGAAGAGCUGGGGUAUGAGACUGAGAAUGGCCCCGUGACUUAUAGCUUCAUUGGAGAUGCGUACGUUGAUGGUUUCAUGCAUGGAGAGCGUGUCGGCGACGAUCCGGAAUGGAUGUGGUUGAAUAUGAUCUAGUUCAACAAGAUGCUCAGUUCAUAGAUGAUAGAUCGAACGUUCCUCACGGAGAUCCAGAC